AUGAGCGUUUUGUGGUAUCUGCCUCUUGCAACAGCAAUCUCGUCAUCAUACGUAGCUCUUCUAUACACGUUUGAUUAUGGUGGUAUGGAUCGUGAUAAUCCAGAAAGUAUCAAACGGCGCUUACUUGGUGCCACUGUGAAUAAUGUUGCUAGUAUUGCGUGCACAUAUAGCGUUCUUUACAAGCAUCACGAAUCGCCGCUGUCCACAAUGGGCAUACAUACCCGAGGCAUCUAUACAGCAUGUUUGUUACCCACAAUACUGACUUGUAUAUGCUAUUUGGGUAAUUGGGUAAUGAUGUAUAUUGACAAUAACCUGCGAUGCUUAUUUCAUUUGAAUGAGUUGAAGCGAAAUGCAUCAAAUAUCAUAUGGAUUCGAAAUAUAUUAUUGGCACCUGUAACAGAAGAAGUAGCAUUUCGUGCUUGUGCUUCAACUUUAAUUUUACAAUGUCUUUCAUCUACUACUACUAUAUUUGUUGCUCCAAUACCAUUUGCGCUCAGUCAUUUACAUCACAUUUUUGAUGAUAUGAAAAGAGGAUAUAGCAAAUAUGAAGCGAUGAGCCGAAGAACAUUUCAAAUGUCAUACUCUUAUCUCUUUGGUGCAUACGCGACAUUCUUGUUUGUUCGAACUGGAAAUAUAUUGGCACCAAUUAUAAGUCAUUCAGUAUGCAAUAAUAUGGGAUUACCACUUUUUUUUCUAAUCAAAACUUAUCCAAAACGCUCAACGCGUGCCAUUCUUUGGUUUUCUUACGGUACAGGGUUUAUUUUAUGGUUAUGGUUGUUGGAACCCUUUACAAACGCGAAACUUUACAGAUGA
Molecule: messenger RNA, 813 nt
Organism: Thelazia callipaeda (thelaziosis nematode)
Lineage: Eukaryota; Metazoa; Nematoda; Chromadorea; Rhabditida; Thelaziidae
Source: the annotation of a GenBank genome assembly